Messenger RNA from Xylaria bambusicola, 1748 nucleotides. Its product is annotated as pyridine nucleotide-disulfide oxidoreductase-like protein. The record is from RefSeq and is a predicted model, not a curated record. The transcript is spliced from 5 exons. Bases 346 to 1599 code for a protein of 417 amino acids. NCBI's taxonomy places the organism in Eukaryota, Fungi, Ascomycota, Sordariomycetes, Xylariales, Xylariaceae. Gene Ontology annotation, molecular function: oxidoreductase activity.
UCGCAGACACUCGGUAGUUGUGAUCUACGCUGCACGCGCCUCUUGGCGUUCCCGGCAGUCGCCCCGCGCAUAGGGUUUAAGUCAAUAGUCACUUGACGGGCCGCGAUUUUGCAUCAAUACCGCAGCUGACAGCACACUAAGUCACCAUGAUAUUGGCAUAUUGUUGCUUUUCCCGAUAGCUGACCGAAGCUUGUCUCUCAUCUCUAGCCAUGAUGAUCGGCAAGACAUCCAAGUCUUUGGUCUGUUAGCCCUGAAUAUAUAAAUGAAGUAGCAGCUGCUAUCCAGGCCACAAUCAUGAGCCACCCGUAGCCUCCUACCCCCAAGAACUCCUUGACAUAUCUCACAAUGGGUUUCAGCAAGGUCGCCGCACUUCUACCUUUGUUGCUCUCUUCGUUUGCGACGGCUGCGCCAACAGAAGCCGCCGGACUUGAGAAUAGGGCAGAGGACUAUUCAACUAUCUACGAUGUGGUUGUAGUUGGAGGUGGUCCGGCUGGCCUCAGUGCCGCAAGCGGCCUGGCUAGAGUACGUCGGAAUGUGUUGCUGAUUGACUCUGGCGUCUAUCGUAAUGAUCCCACCCGGCACAUGCAUGAUGUGAUUGGGAGCGACGGUGUGUCUCCGGCUUGGUUCCGAUAUAAGGCCCGUGGGCAGCUCGCAUACUACUCGACGGCUAGACUGACCAACGGAACGGUAACAAGCAUUGAAGCUGCGCCGGGUGGUAAUGCUACAGCACAAGCUGGGCCGUUCACCGUCCGGACAACUUCCCCCUCGGGCGAAGAAAGUACGGCUGGCGCGCGUGGCAUCAUCCUGGCAACGGGUCUAACGGACAUCAUACCUGAUACACCCGGCGUCAAGGAGAGUUGGGGGAAAGGAAUUUUCUGGUGUCCUUGGUGCGACGGAAACGAACAUGCAGAUCAACCCCUCGGUAUCCUCAGUAACUUGGACGAGGCAGCCAGCUUAUCCCAGGAGAUCUCCACAGUCAAUGAUAACAUCAUUGCGUUUGUGAACGGGACAAACACGCCGGAGAUGCGCGAGGCAACCAACAAGAAGUUCCCAGGCUGGGAGGAAUACCUUCAGUUGCGCAACAUCACGGUAGAAAACCGCACGAUUUCCCGCCUCGUGCGUCUCGCGGACGGCGGCCAAGAUGAGCACCCUGAGGCGCCUACGUUCCCCGAGAAAGACCUAUUCCGUGUCGAAUUCACGGAAGGCCCGAGCGUGGAGCGUGCAGCGUUUUUCGCGAGCUUUCCCAACAAGCAGCACUCGAGCGUGGGCGCCGAUAUGGGCGUGCGGCUCGAUGGUGGCAGACUCGCGGCUGACAGCACGAGGGGCCUCAUGACCAACAUCCCCGGUGUCUACGCCAUCGGCGACGCGAACGCCGAUAACGUCACGAACGUGCCGCAUGCUAUGUUCUCCGGAAAGCGAGCUGCUGUCUUCUUACAUGUCGCGCUCGCUCGCCAAGAGACAGCUGCACUGCUUGCCCAGGCCAACGGAACAUCCGUUGAGGAGAGAGGCCUUGAGAAUGAACUUGACCCCCGCGCUAUCUGGGAGGUAAUGAACGGCGGAGAGGCAGAUAUCCUGGACGCAGGAGACUUUGAACAGUAAUUGAGCAUCAACGGGUAUUUCAUGAUCAACAACCUAAUGAACUAAUGCGGAACACGCUUCAGUGGGUAUGGCGGUGGCACACGGUUAUCUAAAAGUUGAAGUAUUGUAAUGUCUCAUACUCUCUGUUAGUAUUCACCUAGCUAGUAUCU